Molecule: messenger RNA, 981 nt
Organism: Sclerotinia sclerotiorum 1980 UF-70
Lineage: Eukaryota; Fungi; Ascomycota; Leotiomycetes; Helotiales; Sclerotiniaceae
Exons: 4
Coding region: 1-981 (326 amino acids)
Source: RefSeq, a predicted model, not a curated record
AUGCCUUGUAAUGUAUCCGCAUUCCAUCAUAAACCGUCACCUUCUCUACCUCCAUCGUCACCUUCUCUACCUCCAUCGUCACCUUCUCUACCUCCAUCGCCACCCUCACCAUCAGCUCCAUCAGACGAUAUGAUUGCAGCUGACCUUGAUGAAAUCCGAGGACCAUUAGAAUUCCGUAUGGGCCAUAGACUAGUGGUUGCAACUAGCGCUGAACGAAUUGAUCCUUGGCGACCUGUUUACCGUUUGAAGGUUGGAAAGUCGUCAAUUCUUGAUUACAUCCCAAUUCUGUUCAUUCGAUCGAUAUUUGAGAGGCUUUUCAAUUCCUAUCCAUAUCUCAAAACUUUUUGUCCUGGAUGGUUUCUACCGCCAACUGUUAUCCUUAAAAAAUGCAAACCUGAUUGGGAGAAAGAAUUUGAGAAUGAAAAACUGAUGUAUCACCGACUCAAAUCUCUUCAAGGAAGGUUCCUACCUUAUUAUUAUGGGGAAGCAACAUACGAUGGUUCACCUGCUUUGGUCUUAUCAGAAGUUAUUGGUCAAACACUAGCUCAUCUUACUAUAAAACCCGGGGAGGACGAGGUGUAUGAAAGAAAACUAGAAGAGGUUUAUAAAGCCUUGACUGUAUAUGGAGUGAUUCAUGGAGAUACAAAACUGGAUAAUGCUAUGGACGUUGGAGAUCGAAUAGUGCUUAUCGACUUGGAGCAAGCUACGAUUGACGAGACAGAGUGGGAGAAAAGUACUAACAAAGGAAAUGCGGGUAGUCUAUUACGUGAUCUUCAAUAUAAUCGCCAGUGGGAAGAUGAGGCAAGGAAAAAGGAAGAGAGGAGAUUGAAAGAAAAGGCAGAGGCAAAGGCAGAAAGAAGAAGGCAGAUGCAGAUGCUCCGGUACAUGUUGCAACUGAAAUUCGAGAGUGUAUGUGGUAUCGUUCCCAAUUAUGUUCGAUGUGGAGGAGUCGAUCAUGGUAGAUGGAGCAGUGGAGGAUGA